AUGCUAAAUCCUACUCUGGUGCCAGGUAACACUUUUAAUGAUGUCUAUGAGUUUAGAAAAGCCAUUAAACAAGCCAAUGUAUUGAAGGGGAAGAACUUGGCUUACCAAAAGAAUUCAAGGAAGAAACUUGUUGCAGUGUAUGCAAACAAGAAAUGUAAAUACAGAGUUUAUGGAAGGCAGUUGAAGGAUGAGGAGACAUUCAUGCUAAUUUCAAUUAAGCCCAAACAUACAUGUGCCAGGAGAUACAAGAAUCACUUGAUCACUUCAAACUGGAUAGUCGAGUGGUGCAGGGAUAGUUUUAGGGAUCAGCCGAAUAUGCCUAUAGAUGUCCUCAAGAAAAAGGUGAAGAAGAAGUGGAAUGUUGAUGUCCACGAUAGUUCUUUGUAUAGGGCAAGAAAGAAGGCACAAGAGUCCAGAUUUGGAAAGUUGGGGGAGCAAUACUUUCGUCUAUGGGAUUAUUGUGCAACGAUAAGAAGCAUAAAAGUUGGGAGUUGCGUCAUUUUGAUGGUUGAGAGACCUAUGCCUGAGGUGCCUUGUAGAUUCCAAAGGAUGUAUGUAUCCCUCGCAGCCAUGAAAAAAGGAUUCAAUGAUGGAUGUAGGCCUGUAAUAGGUCUAGAUGCUUAUUUCUUGAAAGGGGUUUACAAAGGGCAGUUAAUGGCAGCUGUCAGAAGGGAUGCCAAUAAUAACAUGUAUCCAAUUUCUAUAGCGGUGGUAGAGGCAGAGACCAAGGAUAGCUGGACUUGGUUUCUCGAGGCAUUAUUGGGAGAUCUUGGCUGUAGUCCACAUGGAUGGACCUUCAUUUCAGAUAGACAGAAGGGCCUCAUACCAAGCCUUCAGGAUGUGUGUCCUAAUGCUAAGCAUCAUAUUUGUGUGCUCCAUUUGUAUGCCAAUUUUAGAAACGAAGGUCAUCGGGGGGUGCUAUUGAAGGACAUGCUGUGGAGACCUGCUUCAGCAUACACACAGCAUGAAUUUCAUGCUGUAAUGGAGGAGAUUAAGGGCAUUAAUGCCAAAGCACAUGAGUACCUUGCAAAGGUUGACCCUAGAACUUGGUGUAGGGGAUGGUUCAACACACAUGCAAAGUGUGACCUCCUACAUAACAAUUUGGCUAAAUGCUUCAAUUCAUGGAUCACCAAGUACUGGGACAAUACCAUCUUGACAAUGUUGGAAGGAAUUAGGGGCAAUUUAUUGAGAAGAUACAAAAAAAGAAAAAGAGAUCUUAUUAAUGAAAUGGAGGGGAAUGUGGGGCUUAAAAUAAAGGAGAAGUUGGAAAUAGAGGAAUAUGAGGCUAACCAUUGUUCGCCAUCAUAUGCUGGUGAUGGGUUAUUUGAGGUUGACUGCAAGGGUAGAAAGUUUGUGGUGAACUUACCAUCAAAGACGUGUGAGUGUAGAAAGUGGGAUUUGGGUGGCUCCUCCAGUGCCCCACCUGUGGAUCAUCCCACUGCACCAAUACAAAGUGCCCCAUCUUUUGAUAAUUUAACAACUAGUAGGGGUCAAAAGAGGACAAGAGGAGAGGGUUUGAUCACUUCAUUCACACAGGAUGGGGGUCAAAGUAGGAAGCAGGGCACUCUGGGUUUGGCCACUAGGACAAGAGCAUCUGCAAGAUUGAGAUCUGGUGCUACACAAGCUAGCAACCCAAAUAGUAGAGGCAAGCUUGUAGUUGAUCUCACUGGGGACCCCGCUGGACCACCCAAAAUCCCAGGGAGUGGACCUGCAUGCUUAUGGGGUCCUCCAAAAGGUGGCAUCGCUUUUAGAGUUGUCCCCCCUGAUUUUGAUAUUAGCAAAUUGAAAACAUCUACUAACAUUCUGCCGCCUGGUGUUGAAGGAGUUGUAGAGAUGAACAAGGGUAAGACCAUUGGAAGAAAACAUGACAAGGGGAAGAAGAAGAUUUGGCAAGUCUAA
Molecule: messenger RNA, 1899 nt
Organism: Alnus glutinosa
Lineage: Eukaryota; Viridiplantae; Streptophyta; Magnoliopsida; Fagales; Betulaceae
Exons: 3
Coding region: 1-1899 (632 amino acids)
Source: RefSeq, a predicted model, not a curated record